UUUAAAUGACGUCGUUGAUUGUUUUUUAACAGAUGCAGGUGUCGAUGAGUUUGCUGUUUUAGAUAAUUUGACUCGAGCAAACGGCUAGCAUACACGUGAGUGAAACACACAGGCGAUGUCUUGUCAACUACAGUCAAGAAUUACAGCAAUUCUCAUUUUAACAUCUUCGCUAUCUCUCUUUUUAACAACCCAUGGCUCUGUUUUUGACCGAACCCAGAGCGUACGGAUAGAAAGAAAUUUACAAAAAGAAAGCAAACCCAGAGGAGAAGAUAAGGUUAAUUUGGCAAUAACUGAGCAGCAGUCAGUCGCAGCUAACUCGGAAACUCAAACUAGACACGCAAUCGUGGAUGAAACCGAGAACUUCAACCGCUACGCUUCCUCGUCAGCCAUCCGUCAGUACGACGACACCUACACGUUAACAUCAAAACAAGGUGGAAAAGAUCUGUUUCUCUCCGACUCUCCAGGUUUUGAUGGUCAGGCAGUCCAAGGAAAAGUGAACCUUUCUUCCACGCUUAUUACUGAAGAAUGGUUACAAAUGAGACCACAGGUGCAAUGUUCCCCAGCUGCUAUAAUCCUAACAGCUAAAGGAUGGAAUUACGUACACCUUCUUGUUGACCGAGUUGGUGCUUCCCCAGUGUCACUACUUCACCUGCCCUCUCACUGUAAGUACAAUGUGAGAGCGACAUGGAGAGACCUAGUUCUGAUCGCUCCAUAUGAUGGAUGCUAUGUCUUACAGCAGAAUGGAAGUUAUGUUUUACCACUGCUGUGGUGGGGAAUGCCUCUGAGUAUAUCCUGUCCCAUGACUCUUUCUUCUGCUCCUCCUACUCCAUCUGGCUUCUGCUCGAACCAGGGAAUAACCCUUAUGAUCGAUGGGUCUCUGAGAAGUAUAGGAAGGUAUAGCAUCAAAGUAAAUGAGGAGUGGGUGCCACUUGUAUCCGAAACAUGUGCUUAUCUAUUGGACUCGGCAACAGAAAACUUGAUCCUCUUCAUUCCUUUUACAGUGCAGUGUGCUAAGGAUGGAGGCAGCAAUCUUAAUAUCCUCUUGGAUGAGAAAAUGUAUACUCUUUCUUGUCAGCCUCAUUACUAUCUGCCAUACUACCCUCAGUAUAAUCCCUCUGCACCAUACUUUCGGAUUAUCCCACUUGACCCUUCUCUCACUAAACAAGCAAUACCUAAACCACACAUGGUGCCUGAAUUCGCCAACAUGGAACACCCCCAGCAACAUAUAUUUCUCUCUUCUGAGCAAUCCCCAGAUGCUACCACAGGUGAAACCAUACAGCAUCCUCAGCACCCAUCUUUAGAGUCAUAUGAUGUUUCUCAUGUCCCUAUUCAAGUGCGUUCUUCUGAAAUUCCCACAACAAGAAGUACUAAAAUAACAAUCUCCCCUUUUCAACCCCCCUCUGGGAAUUUGCAGCUGAGCAUGCCUAUGGUAUACCCACCUUAUCAACAUUUUUCUCAUCCAGUAUACCCUUACUACCAUAAUUUUCAGAAUCAAAAACUUAUUCCACCACAUUCACAUAUACCUAAAUAUAAACAGGCACUAAACCAGACUCCAAAGCCUCAGAUGGGACUGUGGCCUCAGACAGGAUCCUGGCUUCAGAUGCUUCAGCUACCACAUGUGCCCCAGAAUCCUCAACCUUUUCAGGUGCAACAGAUGCCUCAGGUGCCCCAGAAGCCUCAGAUGCCUCAGGUUCCCCAGAAGCCUCAACUGCCUCAGGUUCCCCAGAAGCCUCAACUGCCUCAGGUUCCCCAGAAGCCUCAACUGCCUCAGGUUCCCCAGAAGCCUCAACUGCCUCAGGUGCCCCAGAAGCCUCAGGUGCCCCAGAAGCCUAAACAUCCUAUAUUACCAGUGCUGGCAAAUGAUUCUUCCCAGUUGCUUCCAGCACUCACCUGCAAAGGGGAUCAUUUGAGAGCAUCUCUCCCCUCGACAAAAAUAAAUUCUAUCAAAGUCAAAGAUGUGAAGAGGAAGGUUUGGGUGCUGGUGUCUUCUACUCCAGCACACUGUGGAUAUUCACUGCAGCCUAAAGGCAAAAGUGUGCUUUUCUCCUCCCCUCUUCCUGCCUGUCACUCAUAUACAUUGUCCCCAUUGCUACUCUCUCUUUCUCUGAAGUUCUGGGAUUCUACAAUAUCGAAACACCGUGCUUUAAGACUUCAGUGUCCCUACAAUUCAACCUCUCCCACUAUGACAGACUCCUUUACAACCAUCCAGCCUUCCCAUCCCCAGAAACUCUUAGGCAUGUAUUUCAAUCCAUCAAAGCCUGAAGACUCGCAUCUCCAGUCUCAAAAUUCUAGUGUUCCAUUUUCGGCUCCCCCCAAAGCGACAGCAGCAUCUUUUCAGAUGUCCAAAGAUACAAAGCCAACUUCUUGGCCAUCUAAGCUCACCUGGAUGACCCAAAACACACCCUUGGCAUCUCUCAUGCAUCAACCACAAGUCUCAUGCCACUCUAAAGAUAUGAGUGUCACACUUCCUCCAGGACCAAUCUCAGACCUCACCAUUAAAUCUCCCGUGGUUGGCAUCAAGGGAGGUAUGAAGGAAGUGCUGUUUGAUGAAGCCCCAAGUCACUGUGGAUAUUUGAUGAAAAAGAACCAAGAUGGUGGCAUAAACAUUAUCCUGCCCUACACAUCCUGUCACAUGGCUCAUCAGAAUGGAGAAUACCGAAUUUUGUUGAAGUAUCAUACAGCAGAUGGUCAUAGAAACGAGGCCUCCCUGUCAUGCCAAGUUCCCAUGAACCAUGAAUGCAGUCUGCUGUCUGAACAGCGGUUACCCUGUGGACCCAGCUCUGUUUCAGCAGCUGAAUGUCGUAAUCUGGGUUGCUGUUACAUCCCAGAUUAUCAGACAUGCUACUACCCUAUGGAUGAAUGCACAGCCGAUCGGCAUUUUGUCUUCUCCGUCCCUGCCUCACUCACAGAACCACCCCUUUCACCUGCCCUGUUGGCUGCAGCUGGGAACCGGUCAUGCACUCCUCAGAGGGUGGUGGCGGAUACGGCCCUCUUUAAGAUCCCGUUGGAUGACUGUGGUGCUCACAGAUAUGAAGUGGGUAACACUGUGAUCUAUAUGCUGGAGAUCUUGAACACUUUGCACUCUGUUACACUCAACUACGGAACCAUAACCAGAGAUUCACCCUUUAGGUUGUUGGUUGAGUGUCGGUAUUUGCCUGGCACGGUGGCGAGUGUGGGAUACCUGGUUAAAAGCCCAUCACUCGGCCCAUCCAUUCAGGCCAAGGGAGUGUUUGGUGUUCAGCUCAGGAUUGCAAAAGACCAGCAAUACAGUAGCUACUACCCACAAUAUCACCGGCCCCUGCGCAAGCUGCUGGGGAAACCCCUUUACUUGGAGGUGCGUCUGCUGAACCCUUUAGACCCCAGCAUGGUGCUAUUGGUGCAUUACUGUGUGGCGUACCCUCGAUCAGCACAUUCAGCAUGGGUCCUCAUCUAUGAUGGCUGCCCGAACCCCCUUGAUGUCACACCAUCCCAUGAACCCCCUGCCGAUCCUCCAGAAGGACUGGCCAAUCACGUGAGGCGAUUCACUGUCAGUACUUUCCAGUUUCUAGAAAACAGUAGGAAGGAAAUGACAGCUGAUGGUGAGGAGGAGGGAGAGGAGGAAGAGGUCUAUUUUAUGUGUGCCACCGAGGUGUGUUUACCCUCUGAAGGUCCAUGUGUAGAGGGCUGUAUUGAUCAUUCCCCAUCGGUGAAGUCCUGAACUUCAUACAAAACAGUUGAUAUCACUCAUAACGCACUACUUGGUGCAUUAAAAAAAUAAAGGUUAAAAAAAGUA
Messenger RNA from Tachysurus fulvidraco (yellow catfish), 3772 nucleotides. RefSeq lists its product as uncharacterized. Bases 116 to 3697 code for a protein of 1193 amino acids. Gene Ontology annotation, biological process: binding of sperm to zona pellucida; prevention of polyspermy. Gene Ontology annotation, cellular component: egg coat. Gene Ontology annotation, molecular function: structural constituent of egg coat; acrosin binding. NCBI's taxonomy places the organism in Eukaryota, Metazoa, Chordata, Actinopteri, Siluriformes, Bagridae. The transcript has 18 exons. The record is from RefSeq and is a predicted model, not a curated record.